Messenger RNA from Odobenus rosmarus divergens (Pacific walrus), 2098 nucleotides. RefSeq names its product cyclin-dependent kinase 2 (gene CDK2). Bases 233 to 1129 code for a protein of 298 amino acids. Gene Ontology annotation, molecular function: cyclin-dependent protein serine/threonine kinase activity; cyclin binding; ATP binding. NCBI's taxonomy places the organism in Eukaryota, Metazoa, Chordata, Mammalia, Carnivora, Odobenidae. The record is from RefSeq and is a predicted model, not a curated record. Gene Ontology annotation, cellular component: cyclin-dependent protein kinase holoenzyme complex; nucleus; cytoplasm. The transcript has 7 exons. Gene Ontology annotation, biological process: protein phosphorylation; G1/S transition of mitotic cell cycle; regulation of gene expression.
GGAGGGGCGGGGCCUCUGGUGGCGGUAGGGAACUGGAGGGGAGGCGGCAACAUUGUUUCAAGUUGGACAAAUUGACAAGAGCGAGAGAUACACUCCGUUCCAUUCCGACCUGGGGCCGCAGAGCUGGGCCCUGUUUCCCCCUCUUCCACCCCCCCGAGAGCCGGGGCCCGCCUUUUGCAGGGUUCCCAGGCCCCAGCUCCAGGGCCGGGCUGACCCGACUCGCUAGCGCUUCAUGGAGAACUUCCAAAAAGUGGAAAAGAUCGGAGAGGGCACGUACGGAGUUGUGUACAAAGCCAAAAACAAGGUGACGGGAGAAGUGGUGGCGCUUAAAAAAAUCCGCCUGGACACUGAGACGGAGGGUGUACCCAGUACUGCUAUACGAGAGAUCUCUCUGCUUAAGGAGCUUAACCACCCUAACAUUGUCAAGCUGCUGGAUGUCAUCCACACAGAAAACAAACUCUACCUGGUUUUUGAGUUUCUGCAUCAGGAUCUGAAGAAAUUUAUGGAUGCCUCUGCUUUGACUGGCAUUCCUCUUCCCCUCAUCAAGAGUUAUCUGUUCCAGCUGCUUCAGGGCCUAGCCUUCUGCCAUUCUCAUCGGGUUCUGCACCGAGACCUCAAACCUCAGAAUCUGCUUAUCAACGCAGAGGGGGCCAUCAAGCUAGCAGACUUUGGACUAGCCAGAGCCUUUGGAGUUCCUGUUCGUACUUACACCCAUGAGGUGGUGACCCUGUGGUACCGAGCACCUGAAAUCCUUCUGGGCUGCAAGUACUACUCCACAGCUGUAGAUAUCUGGAGCCUGGGCUGCAUCUUUGCUGAAAUGGUGACCCGCCGGGCCCUAUUCCCUGGAGAUUCUGAAAUUGACCAACUUUUCCGGAUCUUUCGGACUCUGGGGACCCCAGAUGAAGUGGUUUGGCCGGGAGUUACUUCUAUGCCUGAUUAUAAGCCGAGCUUCCCCAAGUGGGCCCGGCAAGAUUUUAGCAAAGUUGUUCCUCCCUUGGAUGAAGAUGGACGGAGCUUGCUAUCGCAAAUGCUGCACUACGACCCCAACAAGCGGAUUUCGGCAAAGGCAGCUCUGGCUCACCCUUUCUUCCAGGAUGUGACCAAGCCAGUACCACACCUUCGACUCUGACGUCCUUCCCCCAGCCCCUACCUCAAGUCUCAUCCUCUCCUCCAGCAGGGGCCUGAUUUGGCUUGGCCCUGGGCUAUUUGCCCUCUGAUCUUGUCUGGCUGCCUUAACACCCACCUCCCCUUCUUAACCAGCCAACUCUGGGGAUAUAAAGGGUGGAGGGGAGAAAUAGGUGAAAAUGAAAGGAAGCUUCAGUAUUAGAUGCACUUAAGUCCCUCCACCACCCUCUCCUCCUCCUCUUAGUCAUUGAUGAGGAGGGCUGGUGUUUAAAAAAAAAAAAAAACCGCCCCCCCCCCCCCCCCGCCCCAUAGGGUUUGCCUUCCCAAUCUCUGAAAGCCCUGAAAUUAUUUCCUGUGUUUGGGAAGACAGACACCCCAAGCCUUCUGCGACCACUGUGUUUGUAAGGCCAACUGAUAGCAGAGGACCUAAGUUGGAACUUUUGAAAACCAAGCAAAACAAAAACAUAGGAAGGGGCCUGUUUUAAAGAAUUAGGUUAAAAAAUAGACCAACCAAUUUAUACCCUAGUUUUAGUGUUUCAUCUCACCUAACAGUGUAGGAGACUCAAGACUCCCAGUCUCUGCAGUCCUUAUGGGACUGCAGUAGAAAUGAUUGCCCCUAGAACCCCCUUUCUGUCCCUCCUAUGGGCAAGAGGUGUCUGGGAAGCUCUAGGACAGGAAUUGUGCUUCACUGUGGCCUUAUGAGGCAAGGAAAAGUUGUUUCAAUGUUUCUCUUCCUUUUAAGAUUCUUAGUUCUUCAUGUCCCAGGUCCCUUCUUCCUCUGAAGGCCACCCCAUAGGAGUGGAAGUUAGGGUUUAGACAUCAUUUUGAGAAUGCUGACACUUUUUUAGGGCUGUGAUUGAGUGAGGGCAUUGGGAAAAUUUUUUUCUUUAAAAGAAGGAUGAACAAUUAUAUUUAUAUUUCAUUAGGUUAUAGUAGUUUUUUAAGUGGGAAUGGGUGGAUUUGUUGCCAUGCG